UCGUUCGCGUAGUGGGCAGACGUCGUCUAUCAGCUCAGGAAGUAAAGCGAAUUAAAGUUAAAAUCUCGUAAAAUUUUAGCAACUUUGACAACAAUUGUCUGAUAUCGAAAAAUGAGCCGCAAAAGGCAUCUUGACGAUGGGCCAGGCCCGAUUCCUCAACGGUGGCUACACUGUCCUCGAAAAGCCUUUUCUACAGUUGGAGGAACAUUUUUAGCAUUCAAAACUCCACUUGAUGCAAGAUACGAAAAUCAAGUCGACGAUGAAUAUACUUUUCACCCUGAAAUGGUAUUUUCAUCAGUCAAGAAUAUGAAGAUGAAAAUUGGGCUCUGGAUCGAUCUUACUAAUACCAGCCGGUUCUACGACAAGAAUGUAGUAGAAAAAAAUUCAUGUAAAUAUGUGAAACUCAAAUGCAAAGGACAUGGUGAAACUCCCAACCCUGAAACUGUGGACCUCUUCAUCAAGCAAUGCACGGAAUUCAUUUCUCAAAAUCCUUUAGAAAUUAUUGGAGUCCACUGUACCCACGGCUUCAACAGAACUGGCUUUCUCAUUGUUUCAUACUUGGUACAGGCCAUGGACUGGUCAGUAGAAGCUGCGGUCAAUGAAUUUUCUAAAGCAAGACCCCCUGGAAUCUACAAGGAGGACUAUAUACGACAACUAUUCACUCUCUAUGGUGACAUAGAUGACACCACACCUGCUCCUGCCUUGCCAAUGUGGCAUUGUGAGGCUGAUGAUGAUACCCACAUCAAAGAAGAAACAGAAGCUGUUGAUGACAACGAAGAUGAUGACCAAGCCGGCGGCAGUACGGGUGACAAGAAGAAAAAACCACGACGAGAAGCGGCUCAAGCCAAAGCCAAAUUCAUGGAAGGGAUACCCAACGUCAAUCUGGUUACCGAUAUGGAGAUUGUUUCGACGCUAUGCUUGUAAGGAGCCUCGUUACUU
Molecule: messenger RNA, 939 nt
Organism: Daphnia pulicaria
Lineage: Eukaryota; Metazoa; Arthropoda; Branchiopoda; Diplostraca; Daphniidae
Product: mRNA-capping enzyme-like
Exons: 3
Coding region: 112-924 (270 amino acids)
Biological process (GO): 7-methylguanosine mRNA capping; protein dephosphorylation
Molecular function (GO): protein tyrosine/serine/threonine phosphatase activity; mRNA guanylyltransferase activity
Source: RefSeq, a predicted model, not a curated record